UCAGCGAGUCUUAUAUAAUUUUUUUUUUUUCUUUGUUUAAACUGAUUUUCCUGUAAAUUAAAAUCUUUUUCUAAUGCUGGCUCACCGGAAUGCAGCCACCAGCAUAGCAUGUCGUUUCUUCAAUUCCUUAUACCGUCUACAUGCUAGCAAGCCAACUAUAUCAGGGAAACGGUGUUCGCACACAUUGCCGUCCAUACCCAAACGAUCUCCGAGUCCAGGGGAUUCGGUGAUUCUGGCCAUGUCUGGAGGUGUCGAUUCAUCCGUGUCAGCUAUUUUGCUUAAAGAGCAAGGAUACAAGGUACAGGGGGUCUAUAUGCGAAACUGGGAUACGUCCGAUGAACGAGGCGUUUGCACCAGCGAGGAAGACUAUCGUGAUGUACAGUCGGUGUGCGACACUUUGGAUAUCCCUUGUCGGCGAAUCGACUUCACCAAAGAAUAUUGGAACCAAGUUUUCCAAAAGACGCUCGACGACUAUGAGCGAGGGGUGACUCCUAACCCAGAUGUAAUGUGUAAUCGAGAAAUUAAAUUCGGUGCCUUGCUGGAGAGAUGCAUGUCAAGUAGUCCUUCUGCAGCAGGUGCAGAGACAUGGUUCGCCACCGGCCACUAUGCGAGGAUAGAUCGUUCAAAAGGUGUCACGAAAUUGUUGCGAGGAUUGGAUGCCAGCAAGGACCAGUCAUACUAUCUCUCUGCUGUGGGUGAACAGGCAUUCAGUCGAGUCAUGUUCCCUCUCGGUCACCUGCCUAAAACUAGAGUGAAAGAAUUGGCACUGCACCAUGGUUUGGAUAGUAUUGUCAAGAAACCAGAAAGCAUGGGGAUAUGUUUUGUUGGGAAGCGAGCCAAGUUUGCUGACUUCUUAGCGCAAUACAUACAUGCCCCACCAGGACCAGCUGUCGACUUACAUGACAACAUCAUUGGACAGCAUCGCGGACUUUUUGCUUAUACCAUUGGUCAAGGAGCCCAUAUCCAUCAUGGAACAGAGAGGUGGUUUGUAGCCGGGAAGGAUGUCGCCAGUAACAAGCUUAUCUGUGUACCUGGUACCGAUCAUCCAAGUUUGUUCGCAAAUCGGCUGACUGCUCGAGAUUGGAUUUGGAUAAACGGCGAGCCUCCAGAAUUGAGCCAAAUGAAUGGCUGUCUUGUUUUGGACGGCCAAGUUCGAUAUCGACAAUCGUCUAUCAAAUGCACGAUCACGAAGACGAGUGAAAGUCACUAUGAUGUCAAAUUUGUAUCUUCAAUACGAGGAAUUGCGUCAGGUCAGAAUGUGGUUGUUUGGAACGGUGACUGGUGUCUAGGCGGUGGCAUCAUAGACACGAUCGACACCCCUACCUUAUAGAUGUAAUGUAAAUAAAUAGAUAGAAGCAGUAUAUUGUGAUACCUUUUGAACA
Molecule: messenger RNA, 1382 nt
Organism: Umbelopsis ramanniana AG
Lineage: Eukaryota; Fungi; Mucoromycota; Umbelopsidomycetes; Umbelopsidales; Umbelopsidaceae
Exons: 1
Coding region: 74-1330 (418 amino acids)
Biological process (GO): tRNA wobble position uridine thiolation
Cellular component (GO): mitochondrion
Molecular function (GO): sulfurtransferase activity
Source: RefSeq, a predicted model, not a curated record